ACUCUCCAUCUUUUCAACUAUCUCCACUUAAAAAAUCACAUCACUGCGUUGCUCCGUUUUGCAGUGAAUGACAGACAAACACACUUUUCCAUUUAUAAUAUUAGUAUGGAUUUUGAAUUAAGGUAUAAGUUUUCUUUAACAUCAUACUCCAUUCAGAUCAAUAUUAAAAGCUACUUUAACCUUUUAACCACUGUAGUCUGGUUUAAAAGAGAGACAUUGUACAGCUCAUUUCACCACUGUCAGCCUGUCUGACAAAAAAGAAAACGUUGAGUAAGUUUGUAUUGGUGUUGACAAAAGCAUGCUCAAUAAAAUAAAUCGAAGUGGUUAAAAGGUUAUGGUUAUUUUUAGAAAGAAAUUUAAAUAUUAAAUUCAUCUAUUAUUAUGUAGUCUCCUAUUGAUCUUGCGUUUUGACACUACACGAGAGUAUUAUGUAAUAUAAUUUCUAACAAAAUCAUUCUAUAAAUCAAAUAAAAUAUAAAAAGAGUUUGAUAUUAAUAAAAGUAUACAUGUCGUAGUUUAACUUUGCGCAUUAACCGCAUUAUAUUAACCGGAUUUAUUCGUUAUUCUCUUUUUACCAAGUUACACACAUGAUGAACAAAACGCAAUGUCAAAGUAAAUCUGUCAAAAAAUUCAGACAACAAUUUCACAUUAAUUGUACAAUUUGUACAGUACACUACACUACAACGAAACGAAAACAUGAACCGCUCGUAUAAGUAUUGUUUAAAUAUGUUCCUGAUCAAUUUAUCUUGCAAGAAAUCGAAUGGUUGAUUCUAAACAUCACAGUGUAUCCAAAGAUACACUCGACGAGCGUGAAAAUGGGGAGAACGCGACGUAUACGAAGCCAAAAGGCGCGUAAUUUUAGAACUUGUGGUGCUGAAAGUGAACUCAUACUCUUGAAUUCGUGGCUCGCUAAGGAAGGAAUGCUAUACAACAGCAAAUUGACCCUGGCUGUGUUCGACAGCACUGGCCGCGGCGUUCUCACCAAAAAGAAGAUAAACCCUGGAGAGGAGCUUAUGAACUUACCUCUAAACUUAACUAUAAAUGUAACCAGUAUUUUGAUGGACUCUACAUUUUGUAGUAUUUUUUUGAAUAGUGAUACAAAUUGUUUGAUACAAUAUAAGCAUACAAUAUCAUUUCAGUCACUGAUGGCAUUUUACUUAACAUUUCUACAGUCACAGGGUUCAAAAUCAAAAUGGUUUGUGUACUUAGAGAGCUUACCUAAAGAAUAUACUGUACCAUACUUUUUGCCUGAAGAAACAAAGUUAUAUGUACAUUCAGAUAUACUGACUGUUGUUGCAAAGCAAGAGGAAAUAAUUAAGACUUCAUUCCAUAUUUUUGAAGAUGUAUUGUCUCAUAGUACAAGUAGUCUAAUUGAUGUAAUUAAAUUUAAAGAUUUUCUUUCACAAUCUAAAUAUGAGUGGGCUUAUUUUACAGUCAAUACUAGAUGUGUUUACAUGGACUUAGAUAAAUUAGUAGAUCUGAAAAACAUAGAAAACUCUAUUUUGAACCUAAUUACUGAUAAUACUAAAAUAUCACUCUGUCCUUUUUUAGACAUGAUCAACCACAGUCCAUAUGCCAAAAAUGAGACCAAACUAUUGGUCAGUAAAAAUAUAGAAAAUAUUAGCAUAAGUAACUUAAGCCAAAACUUAUUUUCUGAUGUGAGAUUUUCUAUUUAUACCAAAAAUACUUUUAAUCCUUAUUCAGAAGUGUUUAUAUGCUACGGAGAUAGUCACAAUCUAAAGUUAAUCACAGAAUAUGGAUUCUGCUUGCCGAAUAAUGAUUUAGAUUAUGUAGCGUUUGAGUUUGAGGAUUUGGUUUCAUUCCUAAUGAUCAGAAAUAUAAAGCUGUCUCAAGAACAAAUUGCAUUUAUAAAUGGUCAUAAUUUGACUAAAGAUCUGUAUAUUGAUUUGAAAGGCCUCAGUUUUAAUUUCUAUGCUCUCUUGAUGGUUGUCAAAUACUAUUAUGAGCGGGACAAGGAUGUCAGUAGACUGAUAUACUCGGCAGCUAUUUGUUCUAACAACUCUGACCUCAACAAUCUGAUAAUGCCAAUGAUGGAAAAGAAACUAAACCUGAUCAAAGAAUCAAUUACUAAAUUGAAGACUUAUCAAAAUAAUGUAAUUUUGAAUAAUUGUAUAUCACUUAUGUGUCAAUAUGUUAGAAUAUUAGAGAAAUUUAUUAAAUGUUAGAGAUAAA
This is a messenger RNA of Leguminivora glycinivorella, 2193 nucleotides long. RefSeq names its product SET domain-containing protein 4. The transcript has a single exon. The coding region runs from base 816 to 2186 and encodes 456 amino acids. Gene Ontology annotation, biological process: peptidyl-lysine monomethylation; peptidyl-lysine dimethylation; positive regulation of transcription by RNA polymerase II. Lineage: Eukaryota; Metazoa; Arthropoda; Insecta; Lepidoptera; Tortricidae. Gene Ontology annotation, molecular function: transcription coactivator activity; histone H3K4 methyltransferase activity; protein binding. The record is from RefSeq and is a predicted model, not a curated record.